Melopsittacus undulatus (budgerigar) is the source of this 4602-nucleotide messenger RNA. RefSeq names its product neuronal guanine nucleotide exchange factor (gene NGEF). Lineage: Eukaryota; Metazoa; Chordata; Aves; Psittaciformes; Psittaculidae. The transcript has 14 exons. Gene Ontology annotation, biological process: activation of GTPase activity. The record is from RefSeq and is a predicted model, not a curated record. Gene Ontology annotation, molecular function: guanyl-nucleotide exchange factor activity; protein binding. The coding region runs from base 416 to 2155 and encodes 579 amino acids.
AAACGAGACAAUAUAUCCUUAUGGAAGUAGCAAAUCUAAGGAAGGGGAGAAGGGGGAGAUGACUGAGCAGGUGCAAAGCCCUGCCGGAGGAGGAAAGGAGAGCGGUCAAUCCUGUGGGGUAACCAGGGGUGCAGUUCCCAGCAGGAGGGAUUAGGCUGAGUUUCCCAGUUACAUUCCUCCAUCUCGGGGUUUCAGUCCUGGAGAAGAAACGCACCAUAUGCACAAGAUCUGGAAGCAGUUCAGGAGAGACCCCCUCUCCUACUCCUUUUUCUCCCUCAAAGCCAGUGCCAGCCGCACAUAGGCAGAGAGGCUGCUGCCUUCCUACCCCCGUUACCGUGGCAACCGCCCGGGCUCCCCCAGCCCCGCGCCGCUGCCGCCGCCGGAGCUGCUCGGCAGCCGCCUGCCGCCGCCGGCCAUGGAGCUGCUGGCCGCGGCCCUCAGCGCCGCCUGCGCCCUCGACCAGGACGGCUCUGCGGCACAGCCCGGCAGGGAGCCCCCCGCAGCCGCUGAGGAGAGCCCCGCUUCAGCCACUGCGCCGCCGCCUGCCCACCCCAUGACGGCCGACUCCUGGCGGAACCUCAUCGAGCACAUCGGGCUCUUGUACCAGGAAUAUCGAGAUAAAUCUACACGCCAGGAGAUUGAGACCAGACGACUGCAGGACUCACAGACAGACCCCGAGGAGAGUUCACCCAGUGAGGAAACCCCAUCUGAAGCAGAACCUACCAGUACACCCGAAAGCAAAGCUCCACCACAAAUCAGUUUGCUGAGGAACUCCAACUCCAGGUUCAACUUAUGGCAGGAUCUUCCAGAGAUCCGGAGCAGUGGGGUCCUCAGCAUUCUCCAGCCAGAUGAAAUCAAGCUGCAGGAGGCCAUGUUUGAGCUGGUUACUUCUGAAGCCUCCUAUUACAAGAGCCUGAAUCUGUUGGUGUCUCACUUCAUGGAGAAUGAACGUCUGAAAAAGAUCUUACACCCUUCUGAAGCACACAUCCUCUUCUCCAAUGUCCUGGAUGUCAUGGCUGUUAGUGAGCGCUUCCUAUUGGAUCUCGAGCAGCGAGUGGAGGAGAACAUUGUCAUCUCGGAUGUGUGUGAUAUUGUUUAUCAGCAUACAGUUAACCACUUCUCCGUGUACAUCACCUACGUCUCCAACCAGACCUACCAGGAGAGAGCUUACAAGCAGCUUCUGCAGGACAAGCCAGCUUUCCGAGAAGUGAUCUCACAGCUGGAGCUGGAUCCCAAGUGCAAAGGCCUGUCCUUUUCUUCCUUCCUCAUUCUGCCGUUUCAGAGGAUCACUCGGCUCAAGCUGCUGGUGCAGAAUAUUUUGAAGAAAGUAGAAGAGAAGUCUGACAGGGAAAGCACUGCCCUGGAUGCACAUAAAGAGCUGGAAACAGUGGUGAAAGCAUGUAAUGAAGGUGUCAGGAAGAUGAGCCGAACAGAGCAGAUGAUCAGCAUCCAGAAGAAACUGGAAUUCAAGAUCAAGUCUGUGCCCAUCAUCUCUCACUCCCGUUGGCUGCUGAAGCAGGGGGAACUGCAGCAAAUGAAUGGUCCAAAGACAUCACGAACACUUCGCACUAAGAAACUCUUCAGAGAAAUCUACUUGUUCCUUUUCAAUGACCUGCUGGUAAUCUGCCGGCAAAUUCCUGGGGACAAGUACCAAGUGUUUGACUCUGCUCCUCGGGGGCUCCUUCGGGUAGAGGAGUUAGAAGACCAGGGACAGAGUUUGGCCAACGUCUUCAUCUUGAGGCUGCUGGAGAAUGCAGAUGACCGGGAGGCCAGCUACAUGCUGAAGGCAUCAUCCCAAAGCGAGAUGAAGCGCUGGAUGAUCUCACUGGCCCCGAACCGCAGAACCAAGUUCGUUUCAUUUACAUCCAGACUUGUUGACUGCCCACAGAUCCAGUGUGUCCACCCGUACGUGGCCCAGCAGCCAGAUGAGCUGUCCUUGGAACUCGCUGAUGUCCUCAACAUCCUGGACAAGACAGAUGAUGGCUGGAUAUUCGGAGAGCGUCUUCACGACCAGGAGAGGGGCUGGUUCCCCAGUUCUAUGGGGGAAGAGAUCCUGAACCCCAAAAUCCGAGCCCAGAACUUGAAGGAAUGUUUCCGGGUACACAAGUCAGAUGACAGCCAGCGGAGAAAACUGGGCAGCAGGAACCGCCAAUGACCACUGGCAUUCCCAAAUAUCUGGAGCACCUCUAGGAGAGGGGCAAAGGACAGAAGCACAGCUGGGAGGAUAUAGUGAUGGUGUGGUGGGCCAUGGUGCAGGACCUGGUGUGCUGGAACAGGCAUACGCACCCAUGAACAGACAGACUGCAGUUCCUGGGCUCCCUGCAGCACUGAUGCUUCCCUGGAGAUCCAUGCUCUGAACUGGCUUGGAUAACCCUUUCCCCAGGCAUUCUGUACAGCUGCAGAGAGCACAAGCCAAGCUGACACAGCCCAAAGGUGCCAGCUGGCUGACUCCCAUUCCCUGCACACAUGCUAGCUGGGGCUGGCUCAGGCUGCCUGGGAAAGGCAGAUGGCCAGAAGCAUAAAAGAACAUUAAUGCUGCCCAGUUUGAGCACUUGCAGGUCAUCGUGACUUAUAGUUAGGGUUGCUCCUAAAACACCGUCUUACAGGGAUAAAGCUGAAGCAGAAGAGCUGUCUCACCACCUCUCUUGUCUCAGCAUCAGGCUGGGACAAGCCCCAGUUCACUCCAGCAGUCCUGCUGUGGAGCCACUUGGCCCAUUCUCAUGGGCUGACCCCCAGUCUGCUUCCAGUCAAAUGCUCCACCCCCAGCUCUGCCUCACCAGCCCUGACCCACACCUCCGCCUGCCAGAUGGCCUCAGAGCACACUGAGGCCCUGCCCAUGGCUCACCCCCUCUUCCACAGCCAGUCCCCCUGCAGGGUCCUGGGCACCACAUGCUUUCCUGGUUGAUCUUGCACUUGUGGUCUCUGCAGUCACUGCUAUCUGCUGCUGCUGAGGCACAGGGCAGGGUGGCAGUGCCAGCGCUUCCCCACACACCACCACGGGAGCACCAGCAGCAGGCGAGUGACCUUACCCCAGGAGCUGCUGUCCCACACGCUGUGGGAGGCCCAGCGAUUGCUGCCUGCAUGCUUGUAACCCACGGCGCGCUGCUGCCUGCACAGGCAGAGUGCACCAUUUCUCUGUACAGCCACACCUCCAUGUACAUACACCAACCCCGUUGCCAGGCCACACAGCCAGGCAGCACUCCUUCCUUGCAUGAAGCCCAGGGCACUGCACUGAGACCAGCCAAGGGACGGACCCAUGGCAGCCGCCUGUUGUCCAACAGUCUCACUAUGAACAGUCCCACAUGUGGCCCCUUGGCUACAGGCUGGUCCUGAGCUGUGGCCAGUGUGCAUCAGGGAAAUGGAUUGUUUGGCAUCUUUCCAUACCACUGCAAAGAAGCCUUGCAGGUGCCGUGACCUGCAGUGCCGCACACUCCUGCAGUGCCAUGGCUGUGCUCCAGAAGAGGAUGGAGGAGAGUUGCCUGCCAACGGAGCCAAGCACAGAGCAGGGCUGUGGUGAUGGCAGCUUUGGGAAGCAGCAGGGACCAGGGAAUUGGUUCUGGUUAGAGCUGGCCUUUGGGCCACCGAGGACCAGGUUACACAUGGGUUGUGCAACCAGAGCUAGGUGAGGGAGGGCUAGGGCUGUCACCAUGGUCCUGGGAUAGGCAGCUCUGCACUGGGUGAGUGGCUACAGCCCUGGUGGGACCAGAGCAGCAAAGGGAGAAUGAAGGCAUCCCCCUUGGGCACAGGUCAGUGGCACCAGGUUAGCAGUGACAGCAGGGCUUGCCUAUAGCAACCCCAGGGAGAGGGCCACAGGCCCCCUGCUGAUGCCCAGCCCAGAGCAAGGGGCCAGGAAGGGGCCACAGCCUCCAACCUGGUGCACUGGGCUUGUUUAAUGGAGACACCACAAGUCAGAUAUGCCCCACACACACAUUCCCCCCAACAGCACCCUACAGUCAGCUUUUGAGUACAACCAAGCAUUCAGCUCAGGGUCCAGACCUUACGGCAGCCACAAAUUCUCUAAUGCAAAACCCAGAGGAGCUCCAGCUCCAGGAAAUCCUUAAAAUGACCUGAGAAGUUGCCACAUUGCAGAUGUUACAGCUCCACAGCCCAGGCACUGCUGCCCCAAUGCCUGCCUGGGGUGUUUCUCCUAACACAGAAAUGCUCCCUUAUCCAUCAGAACAGCUAUUUCACCAGUAGAGGGGCUGACUCAGGUUUCCUGGUACCGGGAUGCUGGUUCCUCACUGCAUUUCUCCAGGGAACAAGGGCUGAGGGCUGCCAUGCACCAUGCCAUGACCCACCACCAGACCAGACUUGCUCUGCCCCCCUCUUGCUCUGUUGUGACCUUUUAGGACCCCAAACCAUAGGCACAGGCUGUGUGUUUUCAGGCACCAAGUGGCAUCCAGUGUUACCUCCUCAGACCCAGCCCUGCACGCCUCUGUUUCUGUGGUCUCAAGUGUUGUACAGGGCCAGGCCUGGGGCCCACAUGCACGGGCUGGAGCCCCCCCGGCCCAGCUGGGCUGCCUCAGCGACCUGAGGGGAACUUCUUGUUGUCUUGUUUUCCUGUGUGAUGAAAUGUACCUGAGCGAGCCAGCGCCAAAGCCA